This is a messenger RNA of Macrosteles quadrilineatus (aster leafhopper), 3515 nucleotides long. RefSeq lists its product as uncharacterized. The transcript has 7 exons. Lineage: Eukaryota; Metazoa; Arthropoda; Insecta; Hemiptera; Cicadellidae. The coding region runs from base 96 to 3515 and encodes 1139 amino acids. The record is from RefSeq and is a predicted model, not a curated record.
GCCAUGUUUAUUCCGAAACUGAAACCCGAAAUGGAUGUCAAGUUAGUUGGCCAAAUACUUGUAUAUCUUACUUGUAAUAAUUUCAAAUUUUAAGCAUGCCAUCAUGUGCUGCUCUAGGAUGUUUCCGACAGAAGGGUAUGGUUCGGAAAUACUUCCCUCGGAAAGACCGUCGCCGACGUCAGAUAUGGGUGGACAUGAUGGAUCGUCCUGGGUGGAUUCCUAACAAGACAUCAUUCUUGUGUGAGGUUCACUUCGACAAAGACCAGUGGGAAAUGCGAAAUGGGAAACGCAAGUUGAAGAGUUCUGCUAUACCGACAAUAUUCCCAAUCAAACCUACCCAUUGUCCUGUGCCAAGAGACCAUCCGUAUUGUCUGCCUUACUAUCGUAAAUUUGUUGAAGACGGCACAUUUAAAACAGAUAAAUCAGAAGACAACGGUUCUAUGCAUAUUGAACAUAUCAAAGUUGAGAUGGGUGAAAAUGAAGAUUUUGAUUUUACUAAAGAAUCAGUGGAAGAAGGGAUCAGUUUAGAGGGUAGCGGAGACAGUCAAGAGAGAGAAGAAGAAGUUGAAAGUAUUCAAUGCACUCCAGACAUCUUAGCGUAUCCAGAGCGAGGAGAACCUUACCCGAUUGAAAUGGUCAACUGUGAAAUGGAGUACAAUACAAGCCUGGCUGAACCUGAAAGAGACCCCCUGGCUUUUUCUGCUGAAGACAAAAUCAACCCAACAGCAGUACAUCCGCUUUUUGGAACAGGAAAAAAAUAUUUAUUCAUCCCUAGAAAUACUAAAGCGGUUGUCCACACACCAGAUAAAGCUACUGGGGAACCUAUAGUGGGAAGUACUCUUCCGACUAACAAUCAAUCCAGUGCAAGGUUAAAAGUAAAAAGUAUAAAACAACUUAUAGAUCCAAAAACUGCUUUGGAAACUCCAACAAAAUCCCCCAAUCUUCCACCAUUUGUGGAUUCCAAACAAGUUUUCAGGUCACCAUCAGCUGUCUACAUAAAAGAACCUUUAACUCUGACAGCUGCUUCAACCAAAACUGGGGACCGAAAGUCAAUGUCUCCAGUUAGUUUGGUAAUUGAUAAGGACAUAGUUACGUUGACAUCGCCAAAGUUUAACAGUUCUGUGGGAGCCAAAGUAACUCCAACAAGCAAGGCCGCACCACCAAAACUGAAUUUGGUUACAACCCCGGUUUCCCAUGAGCACAAUCUAAACUUCUUUCAGAAUACAAAAAACCGUAAUGCGCUGAAAGUUUUUAGUAAAAUUAAAGAAAGUUCUAAUCCUUUGUUAUCGAGUAGUUCUAAAGAGGAGCUCUCUAAACUGGCAUUACAAAAAAAUAAUUAUUCUAAAAAGAUUUUUGCUUUUGAAAAAAAGACAAAUUUUAAAUGUUUAAACCCUCAAAAAACUUGUCCACCGUUGAAGAAAGCUGCCUCAAUUUCAUGGAAAAUGUUGGAAAAUAAAGAAGUAAUUCAAGAAAAGAACAACAGCCCUAGGAAAACAAUUAGGAACAAUGAUGGAAAACAUUUGGUACAAAAAAACCAAAUCAAGAGAGCCUCGAUUAUUAUUUUAAAGCCGUAUGGUUCCCCGAAAAACGUUUUUCCCCGUGGAAAUGAGGGAAACAUAAAAAAGACUAUGAUGUAUAAAUGUGCCAGGUGUAAUGCUUUGUUUACUUCCAAAAAUGCAUACACAAGACAUAAACCCUGUAAUUUCAUUAAAGGAAAACAAAGCGAUUACUUUAGAGCGAUAAAAAAAAUACUGCAGACAAAUGCCAAUGUCAAUGUUGAUGGAACAUCCCUUAAAAGGACCAAUGAGAAUGAAAUUAGGCAAAAAGAAAGCACCACAGUAUUAGUUUCAUCUGAAGAUGAAUCCAGUUUAGAGACAAUUGAAGAAAUUUCAAGUUCCGAUGAAGAUACUGAUACUGCUUCUGAAAAAAGUGAAAAUGGCGUUAAAAAGUCCAUUAAAGAUAGAAAUAUUUUGAAUCAAUCGCUUACAGUAGAAAAUACUUUCCCGGACGUACAUGAUCUAGUUUCAUCUGAGGAUGAUUCCAGUAUAAGGACCACUGAAGAAAUAUCAAGUUCUGAUGAAGAUACUGAUUCUGCUUCUGAAAAAAGUGAAAAUGGCGUUAAAAAGUCCAUUAAAGAUAGAAAUAUUUUGAAUCAAUCGCUUACAGUAGAAAAUACUUUCCCGGAAGUACAUGAUCUAGUUUCAUCUGAGGAUGAUUCCAGUACCACUGAAGAAAUAUCAAGUUCUGAUGAAGAUACUGAUUCUGCUUCUGAAAAAAGUGAAAAUGGCGUUAAAAAGUCCAUUAAAGAUAGAAAUAUUUUGAAUCAAUCAUUUACAGUAAAAAAUACUUUCCCAAAAGUACCUGAUCUUAGUGCCGUCAAAUUUAAAAGUGUUGAGUUCUUGAAAAAAUCAGGACAAUGGGGACCACGAAAAGUAAGGGGACUAAUGAAGGGAAGGAAUCUCAAUAAAACUGAAUCAAAAGACAGUUUUAAUGGAAAUGAUAAAUCUGUUGGAUGUAAACAAAUGUUUGAUGAAAGUAAAAAGGAAGAUGCUGUAAAUUCUUUACCUAAAGAAAAUCCAACAACUAAAAUAAAAAAAAAUCAUAAAGUAGUCCCAACAUCAUUUCAAAGGAAGACAAGACCAAACAAGAUUAAAGAUGACCAAAGAAAAAACAAUAUAGUGGUGAUCAGCAGCAGUGAUUCUAGUGAAGAUGAUGCCAGUACCUGCAGUUUGGUGGAUAUUAGUAAUGAAUCUGAGCGUAAUACGAGAAAAGGUAAAAUCAAAUCUAGUAGACAUGUACCACAAAACAGUGGGGCUUCUUUGGUUAUCCCUUCAGGGGUAGUGGACAAGGAAAGAUUAAAGAAGCUUAUAACACUAAAAAAGGACACAGAGUUAAUUGAUAAACAGCAAAAAACUGUAGUCUUAGAAAAAGCUGUUGAAUCAUUUAAACCCUUGAAAACUAAUGAUUUUUCAAAUAAACCAACUGUAAUGCUAUCAAGGCAUAAUACAUCAGAUAUCUGUAAAAUAAAAACCUGCCAAGGUAUUGAAAAACAACAUUCUCCGGAAAACAAUGCUAAAUUAGUUCCAAGCGAUGACAAGGAUAUAAAGUGCAGAGGAAAAACUAAUUCCAAUAAAAUUACGGCAAAGCCCAAAUUAUCUCUAAGUGUUUGCCAAAGAGGUGGGGAAAAAACGUUGAUUGCAAAAGUUUCAGAAGAAGAGGUGGUAGAUUUAACUCAAACAGAUCAAGCAACAGAAAGAAAACAAAUCCUGAGUGAAAAACCAAUAAUUUCACGAGUGCCAAAGUUAAGAAGUAGAGAAAUAAAAACAAAUGAUAGGGCAGACACAAACAGUAAAAAGUUAAAAAUUGGAAAUGAUCUUCAUAAUGCAAGCAAUAUGAAAUUAGUUUUGGAAACAUUGUCGAGAGAUCACACUACAAACAUCAUAUCACACGGCACGUGGAGACCCACUCAGCCUGCAAGGUGUGUAAGCAAAAGUUUGCUCACAGCGUUCUACUGA